Bombus impatiens (common eastern bumble bee) is the source of this 4197-nucleotide messenger RNA. RefSeq lists its product as uncharacterized. NCBI's taxonomy places the organism in Eukaryota, Metazoa, Arthropoda, Insecta, Hymenoptera, Apidae. The record is from RefSeq and is a predicted model, not a curated record. The transcript is spliced from 9 exons. The coding region runs from base 221 to 2524 and encodes 767 amino acids.
GAGGGUGAGAGAAACGGAUGGGACUGUAGGUAUCCGCGAAUUGGAGAAGGGGUGCUAAUCGGACUACACUAUAAGCAAAGCCUGUUGCUGCAGUCACAUUUCAAAAUCCGUUGUUGCGAUAAGUUGCUCGUUCGAAUAAAAAAAAAUUCGAUUGUGUGUUAACAGGAUUUAAGUAUUAGAAAAAAGUUAGUGAUGUGCUGUGAAUUUCAAUCCAAAGAUUAUGGAUAAGCUGACUAAUUGGACCCGUGGUAUAAAUAUAUCAUUAUCAACACCAAUACCAGGGCAAAAUUGUGUUUCAAAUUUGUCAACACCUUCAAUUUUAGACAAAUUACUAAUCAUUACUCCAUCAAUCACAUCAAUACAUCAAGAGCUAAAAUGGAUUUUUCUUUUACAUACAUAUGGUUUUGCCUGCCUCUUCUUUGUACUUGCAUUUUACACAUUUUUAUCUAUUCUACACUUAAGGUCUCUUAUAUCAAGUCGGCCUUUUAUGUCCACAAUUAAUAUGUUUUUAUGUAUACUUGGAGCAUCAAGAGCAGCAUGCCUCUUCAUAGAUCCAUAUAAUUUUAAAAAUAUUAUGCCCAAAAUUAUUGGUUCCAUUAUUUGGGAUGUUGGAUUUCCAUGUGUAACAUCUGCCUUUAGUCUCAUACAACUGGCUUUUCUGCAAUUAACUCAGCUUAAAUUUGGACCAGAGAAGAUUCAGAAAGAAUCUUGUCUCAGUUUAAUCAUAACAGGACACUUUUUUUUUGUAAUUGCUAGUGACGUUGCUCUUACCUCCCAUAAUUGUUAUAUAGCAAAAUAUGUGGUCCAAACAGUGUUCCUUAUCUGGAGUAUUUUAUUGUACUUAACAUUUCUACAUGCAGGAUAUAAGAUAAUUCAUUUACUGCAAUCUGUGCCAAGUAGUAUGUUAAUGAGAGACAAUUCUAAUACACAUCAAAAAGGUAUUAUGCAACUGGCAAUGUUAGCUCCUUAUAAUAACUUGGCAUCAUCUGUUGCCACUGCCUUAGUACCUACUUUGCUCAAUCCCAAAAUUAAGGAUGCUGAAAUAACAGAACCUGCAACCCUUACAAAUGAUUUGGACAAAAAUCCUAAAGAUCAACCUAUGAAAAUAACAGAAAAAGAGGAGCAGGUUCAAAAAGAAUGUGACAAAUCACCUUGUAAAAGUAUGCCAUCCCAAGAUGACAAAACAAUUCCCAAGUCGACUGUACCAGAAGUAUAUGUUAGACCCCCGACACCUACGCCAUCAGCGACAAAUUUACCUAUAAUAACAGUAUCUAGUCCAAGCCGUAGAAGUUCAGUAGCUAGUAGACGAAACAGUGAUGCGUCUAGAUCCUCUCGUAGAAAUUCAGAGUGUAGUGUUAGAUUUAUAAAUGAAGAGGAUGGUUUCACAUCGGAAUGUCGACGCAAUUCUGACUUUAGUCCUAAACAUUCACCCGAGAUUGAUAGAAGACGAUCUCCGGACAAGAUGUCUCGAAGAUAUUCAGAAAAUGUGACACCUUUAGGAAAUAUUAGAGAUUUAAGACGAUGUUCUGAUUUUUCACAUGAAAAGAAUAGAAGUUCUCAAUUUGCUGCUAAAUUAAAAAGGAAUAGCGAUUUUGGGAAUAGAACACCUAGGCGAAUGUUACCUCCGACCGAUCUUCAUAAAUUGCCAAAAGUCGUGGACCUAAGUCCUACAGGUUCAAGACGUAAUUCUGAUGUUAGCGGUUUUACUCCCCGAACUGAGAUACGUAGAAAUUCAGAUAUUUCCUUUCGACGUAAUUCGGAAUUUGUUCAAGUCAAACCACUGGAUUUAAAUCGCCGAAGUAGUGAUAUUAGUAUUAGAAGUUUGAGCAGAAGUCCAACUCACGGUCGUAGCAUAGUUCCUGAAAAAAUAGAGAUACAAGAAAAAUCUGAAUCUGAUUCGGAUCAACCAGAUUGUAGUGAAAAAGCAGCUCUAAUGACAGAAAAAAGUAAAGAUAAAGAUGAUGAUGGAAAAUUACGGAAGAAAAAUUUAUCUUGGAAAAAUGAAAAGGAGAAAGAAGAUGUUGAAGAUAUAACGGUCGAAACUAAUUUGCUUCCCGAAAAUACUAAAGUCGAUGGGAAAGUUGGGAAUAGCGAUUUUACGCUUCAUUCAAUAUUAAAUCAUAUUGCGUAUGUCAAUAGAACUAAAUCCGAUACGCCUUUACAUAUGUUGGAAGAAAAUACAGCGGCAGUUAGGAGAUCGCAAAUUCGAAAAGUAUUAAAUGUAACAUAUGCAACUGCGGUUUUAGGAAUCAUUUUAUGCAUUACAGAUGUAGCACGUAUUUUUGGGCCAUACGGUCUCUUAGCCGAGACUACAAAACAUGGUAUGCAACUAAUCGUCACACAAUAUCCCAGACCAUGGCCGUGGUUUAUAUAUCAAACUUUGUGCAGAGGUUUGGAACUAAUCAUGGGUUGGGCAAUGGCGAGUAUUACAAAACAACCAUCAGUAAGCCCACGACAUCAAUAUCUAGGCAGUUAUCCUAAUUAUAACAUACAUGUGAAAAGAGGUAAUAAUCCUUAUAUAUAAAGCAAUAUACUGUCAAGUUGAGAAUUAUAGAAUUGAAAUGCCAAAAUGAAUAUUUUUAAAACAUUAUAUUUUAUUUGAGUUUAUAUUCUAAAUCUUAUAGAAAUAUAUUUACAGUUUUACAAUUAUUCAAAAUUCAAAUAAGGAAAUCUUAUUUGUUCAUAAUAUUAUAAUGAAGAAGAAAAGAACAAAUAAUCACAAAAAUAUAAUAUAAAUUUAAAUGUAAUUAAUCGCAAAAGCAAAAAGAGAUAAAAGACAGUUAAAAUAUUCUUUAAAUGAAUAUAGCAAUAGAUCAGUAUGUUGUCUCAAACAUGAAUGUGUGUUCUAAUAACUUAUAUAUAAAAGUACAUAUACUAUAUUUCUAAAGAGAAAUUUUACACAGGAAAUAUUCUUCUAAAGAAUAUAUCUUGAUUGAAAAAUGUUUCUAUUUUUCAGAUUAGAUUAGUUUUUAAACACAUUAUUUUGAUAAUGUUUCAGUUCCUUUUAUUUUAAUCGUAAGCAAAAUAUUUUACAAUUUAAUGGAAUAAUGAAUCUCUAGAAAAGAGCUACUGCUUCCUAAAAGAAAUACCUGAUAUCUGUAUAUAAAAAAAUAUUGUAUUAGUAGACAAAUCACUCAUAAAUAAGAAGAUUUUAUUCUACAUCUAUUGCACCAAUUGAUAAUUAAUAGUAAUAACAAUUCAAGUUUAAAGUGCCCUACUAUUGAAUGUUUAACAAAAACUCUUUGUAACUGAUAUAUAAUCAAUCUAUCUGCAAAUGCAAAUCGUAACAGUGUUGUGAUCCUACAUGUGAUAUACAAUCGUGUCUAGAAUAGGAGGCCAUUUUACGCUUAUGUAAGUGUCAUAUAACAAUGUAACAAACUACUUAUGAGAUAAGAGACUGGUAAAUUUUGUUACUUAUUAUUUAGUAUUUUAUUUAAAAAAAAUCUUUUGCAAGCUUUUGCAAAAAUGUUAAGUUUUCUUGAAUUAAAUAAUUUUCAUAACCAAGGUUUUGUAAGUAAUAACAGGCAUUACUUGAUAGUACAACCAUACUAUGAAAUUAUAACAAUAUUAUAUUAACAUAUUUUUAUAUUCUUAAUAACACUAAUUGUCAUGAAAUAUUGAAAUUAUUAAUCAAGAAUAUGUGACUCGAUCAUCUCAAUGAAAAUAAUGCGUGUAUGUGUGCGUGUUUUGCGUGCAUGCGUGCGCGUGCGUGGAAGAAAAAGAGAAUGGAUAGAGAGAAAAUAAUUUAUAUAUGGAUUUUGAUAUGUGAUAUAUUAGCUCAAAACUUUUGUGUUAUAUAAUGCAAUAAUUAUUCUUUCUAUUUUGUUUAUAUUAUUAAAAUCUAGAUUCGAGGAAUCAAAUAUAUUUAAAUUAUUAAUAGCACAUUAUUAUAAAGUAUGAAAUAUAAAGUAUUACGAAAUAUGGAGCAAAAUAGAUAAUUAUACUUACACAAGCAUGAAAGGUCUCACUAUUUGUUUAGAAAAAUCAUAUUAGGUAAAUGUUCAAUGUGCCAAAUCUUAUGUUAACGAUAUUAAAUGUUUAUAAAGAUUGACUCAUAUAAAUUAGUCUUUUAAAAUUAUUGGUAUAAAUCGAUAUUUAUAUACUAUUCAGUGUACGUACAAUAAUGAAUAACAUUUUAACUGUACUGAUGAAUGCUGUUCAAAAUGAUAGUACAUAAUAAACCGCUAUUUUUAUCGA